This is a messenger RNA of Staurois parvus, 612 nucleotides long. Lineage: Eukaryota; Metazoa; Chordata; Amphibia; Anura; Ranidae. The record is from the annotation of a GenBank genome assembly.
AUGUGUCUGAAGAUAAUUGAAAAUGGAGAACACAGAGAUAUCCACAUCAAAGAAGGAGAGAUGUUUCUGCUGCCUGCUCGAAUCCCGCACUCUCCGCAAAGAUUCCCAAACACCGUGGGUCUUGUAUUCGAGAGGAGGAGGUUAAAAACUGAAACAGAUGGCCUACGGUAUUAUGUUGGUGACUCCACAGAGGUUUUAUUUGAGCGGUGGUUUUACUGUGAAGACCUGGGAAAGCAGCUUAUUCCAGUUAUUAACGAAUUUUUCAACUCAAAACAAUAUAAAACUGGAAAUCCUGACCCAGAAUGGACACCACAACUCCCUUUCGCUCUCAGUACUGUGAAAGUCAUGGAACCAUUUUCAUUUCAAAGCUGGCUAGACAAACAUCGUUCAGAAAUCAUUCAGAAAAAAUACUUCCGUUUAUUUGCAGGUGGUCAUGAGACAGAGGUAUGGUAUCUCACAGGCAUGUGGAAUAUUUUAUUUAUUUCUGGUACUUGUGUAACACCAUCAAUUUACGUAUCGCUUUAUUUUACAUAUAUAUUGUACAUUCACAUCAUCCCUAACCCUCAAGGGGUGUACAAUCUAAGGUCCCUAACUCACAUUCAUACAUACUAG